AUGUUUAUUGAACAAAACAAGAUGAAAAGGCAAAGUCAGUUGCUUUUGCAAAAUUCUGCUCCAGAUCAACAGCUUUUGAAGGCUUUGGAUGACAAUGCUAAGCUAACCCAUACAUUAGAAGAAGAGAGGCUUCAACACCAACAAAAGAUCAAAGAAUUGGAAGAGCAGCUAGAGAAUCAAGCACUGCAUAAGGAGAUUAGUCGUCUUAAACAGCAACUAGAACUUUUGGAAGAAGAUAAAAAGGAACUAGAGCUUAAGUGUCAGAACUCAGAAGAAAAAGCUAGAGACCUAAAGCAUUCAGUUGACGAACUUCAAAAACGAAUACAGCAGUCCGAAAAUCCAGCGCCACCUCCUCCACCGCCGCCGCCUCCUCCUCUUCCUCCUCCCCCUCCUCCUAACCCUAUACGGUCUCUCAUGUCAAUGAUUCGCAAGAGAUCUCACUCCAACACCAACGUGAGCAAGAAGGAGAAACCUCCUCAGCAGGAGUCAGGUGAAGAAGUUACGGAUCUGAAGAGACAAGCUGUUGAAGAAAUGAUGGACAGAAUUAAAAAGGGAGUUCAUCUGAGACCAGUCAAUCAGUCAAGCAGACCUAAAACAAAGCCAGAAACACCAAAGCCCUCUGAAAGCGCAAUGAAAGAAUUAAAAGGAAUUCUGGAAACAUUGAACAAAUCCACUAGUUCCCGAAGCUUGAAGUCCCUUGAAACAGACAGCAGUGAAACAGAGCUGGAACGAGUUCUGCGACGUCGGAAAGUGACCACUGACCAGGACAGUGGCAGUCCCACUGGAACCUUGGCCACAUCAGAGUCAAAAUCUCUGCCCGUGCUGGGGUCGGGAGCCAGUGCCGCGCAAACAGCGUUGAACAAGAAAGACCUGGAGACAGAAUUCCCUUCCAAAGUACCCGACUCAGGCCCUGUUUCUAGCCAGCUUAAGGGUGUUACGGGCUCCAAGCCUGCACCACAAUCAACUAGUCAUACAGAAUUUACAAGAAAAGCUUCUAGCAGUGAAAAAGAGACAGAAUCCAUUGUGGUUUUAGAUCCCGUUUCCACCGGUGGGGAUCAGACGUCUGAAAACACGCUGAAUCCGAACAAAAUGAAAGAAGAAAAAAGCAGGCCGCUGCAUAAAGAAACUGAGAAAAUAAAAGAAACAGACAGUUCUAACUGUUAA
This is a messenger RNA of Tauraco erythrolophus (red-crested turaco), 1164 nucleotides long. The record is from RefSeq and is a predicted model, not a curated record. NCBI's taxonomy places the organism in Eukaryota, Metazoa, Chordata, Aves, Musophagiformes, Musophagidae.